This is a messenger RNA of Odobenus rosmarus divergens (Pacific walrus), 1221 nucleotides long. RefSeq lists its product as uncharacterized. Gene Ontology annotation, molecular function: structural constituent of skin epidermis. The record is from RefSeq and is a predicted model, not a curated record. The transcript has 10 exons. Gene Ontology annotation, cellular component: keratin filament. NCBI's taxonomy places the organism in Eukaryota, Metazoa, Chordata, Mammalia, Carnivora, Odobenidae. The coding region runs from base 1 to 1221 and encodes 406 amino acids. Gene Ontology annotation, biological process: intermediate filament organization; keratinization.
AUGAUGACAUUGCCAGAUGCAGUCAGGCUGAAGCCAAAAGCUGAUGGAGGCUACGGGGACACAGUGAUCCGGCACGGGGAGACCCUGCGCCGCACCAAGGAGGAAAUCAACGAGCUCAACCGCAUGAUCCAGAGGCUGACCGCUGAGGUUGAGAAUGCCAAGUGCCAAAACUCCAAGCUGGAGGCUGCAGUGACCCAGGCUGAGCAGCAGGGCGAGGUGGCUCUGAGCGAUGCCCGCUGCAAGCUGGCGGAGCUGGAGGCCGCCCUGCAGAAGGCCAAGCAGGACAUGGCUUGCCUGGUCAAGGAGUACCAGGAGGUGAUGAACUCCAAGCUGGGCCUGGACAUCGAGAUUGCCACCUACAAGCGGCUGCUGGAGGGCGAGGAGCACAGGUGGGUGCAGCCAGGGUGUGAGGAGGUAGAGGUGACCGUGCAGAAACCCACGCAGAGCCUGAGGCACAGCAAGGAGGAGCUGAACAGGCUUAACCAGGCCAUCCAGCAGCUGACUGCGGAGGUGGACAGCGCUAAGAGUCAGACCCCACCGCCCCAAGUUCCAUCCUUUGACACAGAAGCGGAGGGCUCUUUGCCAUUGAUCAUCAUCUUGGCCGGCCCUGUUGUUAUCCUUGUGGAAGACAAAAGGCACCUGACCCAUGUCUCUAAGUUAGAGAAGUGCAAGUGUCUCAGGCUCGGAGGGCUUCGCCCUUCUUUAGGAACUGAUGGCUAUGAGGAGGAGCAAGCUGUUCAGUUCCCUAAGCAGCAAGCGUUUAUCAUCAUCAUCACCAUCAUCAUCAUCGCUCCCUGUGAACUAGACAGAGCCACGGAGCCACCAGCUCAGCAGGAGGAGGGUGCCUCAGACAGCGCCCAGGGCAAGCUGGCCUGGUUGGAGGCCACCCUGCAGCGAGCCAAGCACGACAUGGCGCGCCAGCUGCGUGAGUACCAGGAUCUCAUGAUCGUCAAGCUGGGCCUGGACUUUGAGAUCGCCACCUACUGCAAGCUGCUGGAGGGCGAGGAGAGCAGGCUUGGUCUGGGAUUUGGGGCAGGGAACUUCUCCCUGGGCAGCGCUCCCCACGGCGGGCUCGGCUCAGCCUCUGGCCCCGCCCGCCUGCCGCCUCCCGGAGCGGGCUCCAGCGCCCUGGAGACGAGCGCCCCUGGCGGCGGCUGCGCGCUCUGCGGCUCCUCCGGCUGCUUGGGCGGCUUCGGCUGCGGUGGCGCCCGCGGAUGUUGA